Molecule: messenger RNA, 1874 nt
Organism: Caretta caretta (loggerhead turtle)
Lineage: Eukaryota; Metazoa; Chordata; Testudines; Cheloniidae
Gene: DHRS11
Product: dehydrogenase/reductase 11
Molecular function (GO): oxidoreductase activity
Source: RefSeq, a predicted model, not a curated record
GGAUUCAUCCUCCGCGGGCAGGAGGCUGGCUGGUCUCCCGUGCCGGCCCGGGUGCGGGGAGCGAGCCCGGGGCCAUGGAGCGCUGGAAGGGCAGAGUCGCGCUGGUGACCGGCGCCUCGGUGGGCAUCGGGGCGGCGGUGGCCCGGGCUCUGGUGCAGCGGGGCAUGAAGGUGGUGGGCUGCGCCCGGAGCGUGGACAAGAUAGAGAAAUUGGCAGCAGAAUGCCAGAGUGCGGGAUACCCUGGCAUCCUAAUUCCCUAUAAGUGCGAUCUGUCCAAUGAAGAGGAGAUCCUAUCUAUGUUCUCUGCAAUCAAGACUCUACAUCAAGGGGUUGAUGUGUGCAUCAACAAUGCUGGCUUGGCUCGCCCCGAGCCCCUGCUGUCUGGGAAAACGGAGGGUUGGAGGAUGAUGAUAGAUGUAAACGUUAUGGCCGUAAGUAUCUGCACCCGGGAGGUCUAUCGGUCCAUGAAGGAGAGAAACAUUGAUGAUGGCCACAUUAUUAACAUUAACAGCAUGAACGGUCACAGUGUCGUACCCCAGUCAGUUGUUCAUUUUUACAGUGCCACCAAGUACGCGGUUACAGCAUUGACGGAGGGGCUAAGACAAGAACUUAGGGAAGCCAAGACUCAUAUACGAGCUACAUGUAUAUCUCCAGGACUGGUGGAAACUGGAUUUGCUUUUAAACUUCACGAUAAUGAUCCAGAAAGAGCUGCUGCAACCUACGAGAGCAUUAGGUGUCUAAAAGCUGAAGAUAUGGCCAAUGCUGUCAUAUAUGUACUAAGCGCUCCACCUCAUGUACAGAUCGGAGAUAUUCAGAUGAGGCCUACAGAGCAGAUUUCAUAGCAAAUGAAGAGGAAUGCAAGCAGCACCAUGCAUCAAUCCCCCUUCACACCCUCCAGCAGUUUAGGGUUUCAUCUGCUGGUUGACAACAUUUUAAUUGGAUGCCAAGGAUCGCAUUUGAAGAAUUAAUUUUCAUUUUCUCUCUCUGAGCUGGUGCUGAGCCAGUAAAAAAAAUUACUAUUGGUCUUGGGUAUCUCUCCCCCUCACUGUUACUGUAAAUGUAAUUUGAAAACACUGCAGGGAAGCAAAUCAGUGGAAUACUGUAUAUGAUUGGUUUGGGUUUUUAGUUUAGUUUGUUUGGGUCUUGUUUGCUGAUGCUCCAGACAGACACAGGUGAAGCGUCAUGAGAUAUUUGCCAACUUCAAAGCAUCACUUGGUUGCUGAUUCCUUUCUGCUGUUGUGCAUUCUUUGAAUUGUUGCAAUGAAUUAAAUGGCACAUGACCUGUCACUUUCUUCUCUGUUUUUUAAGUAUUAUUGUUGGAGGUGUCCCAACUACUUCAUUUGGCAGAUGUGAUUUCCACCUCCUCCCUGUUCAGCUGUGACAUACUAAUGCAUUGGAAGGAGAUUUCCUUUGUACUUAGAACAAAGGAUUUGUCUUAAUACCAGUCCUCUCUUCUAAAGUCAAAACAAUAGACAAGACAUCCGCUGUCCACCUUUUUCAACAUACAUAAUGCUUCAGAUUUUUGGUGUAUAUUGUGUAUCAGUCAAUCUAAUUUCUGUUCCUCUUGCAUCUAUUCAAAGCUAAUUUUCCUUGUCAGUAAUGGCGCAUGUGACUCCCCUUCCCCAUUGUAUCCCACAGUGCCAGAAGAAGUGUAAAGAAUACUCCUUUCCUGUUUACAUGAAUUGUGCCUGACAGAUCCGAAGAAGUAUCUCUGUGUGAUUGCCGUUUCUCUCUCUUUCUAGAUAGGUAGAUAGAUGGAGGGAUACGCACCUGAAUUUCCACAGGUUAGGGAAUGACGAUCUAACGUAUAAGUGGCAUAGUUAAAGUAUGAGUGAGUUGUUUGGUCUUUUUAAUAAAAGUAAGAUAAAAUUGUG